This is a messenger RNA of Echinops telfairi (small Madagascar hedgehog), 1402 nucleotides long. It is a transcript of the gene CHI3L2, whose product is annotated as chitinase 3 like 2. Gene Ontology annotation, molecular function: chitin binding. Bases 10 to 1170 code for a protein of 386 amino acids. Lineage: Eukaryota; Metazoa; Chordata; Mammalia; Afrosoricida; Tenrecidae. The transcript is spliced from 11 exons. Gene Ontology annotation, cellular component: extracellular region. Gene Ontology annotation, biological process: carbohydrate metabolic process; chitin catabolic process. The record is from RefSeq and is a predicted model, not a curated record.
GCAAGCAUCAUGGACCAGAAGUCUCUCUGGGCAGGUAUAGUGGUCUUGAUGCUGCUUCUUCAGGGAGGUUCUGCCUACAAACUGGUUUGCUACUUUACCAACUGGUCCCAGUACCGGCAGGGACCAGGAAAGUUCACCCCAGAGAACAUUGAUCCCUUCCUGUGCUCUCACCUCAUCUACUCGUUCGCGGACAUCAGUAACAACAAGAUCACUAUCAAGGACAAGAAUGAAGCAGUGCUUUACCAGACGAUCAACAGAAUUAAAACUCAGAAUCCCAAACUGAAAAUUCUCUUAUCCAUUGGGGGUGCUACAUUCGAUUCCAAAAGGUUUCACCCCAUGGUUGAUUCUUCUGCAGCACGUUUGGAAUUUAUCAACUCUGUAAUUGCAUUUCUAAGGAAGCAUAACUUUGAUGGACUGGACGUAAGCUGGAUCUAUCCAAAUGUGAAAGACCGCAUUCAUUACACUGAGCUGAUUCAUGAGUUAUCAGAAGCCUUUCCGAAAGAGGUCGUGAAUUCCAGACAAGAGAAGCUUCUCUUGACUGCAGGAGUGUCUGCAGGGAGGCAGAUGAUGGAUAACAGCUAUCAGAUUGCCAAACUGGCAAAAGAAGUAGAUUUCAUCAACCUCCUGUCCUUUGAUUUCCAUGGACCUUGGGAAAAACCCCUCGUCACUGGCCACCACAGCCCUCUGAGAAAGGGGACGCUAGACAUCAAGACGAGUUCCUACUACAAUGUGGAAUAUGCUGUGGGGUACUGGAUAAACAAGGGCAUGCCAGCUGAGAAAGUGGUCAUGGGCAUCCCCACGUAUGGACACACCUACACACUGGCCUCUGCAGAAACCACUGUGGGGGCCCCCGCCUCCGGCCCUGGUGCCCCUGGCCCAAUCACCAAGACUACAGGUUUCCUGGCCUAUUAUGAGAUUUGCCAAUUCUUGCAAGGAGCCAGCAUAACAAGACUAAAGGAUCAGCAGGUUCCCUAUGCGGUCAAGGGAAAUCAGUGGGUGGGCUAUGAUGAUGUGCAGAGUGUGGAGACGAAGGUUCAAUUUCUAAAGAAUUCAAAACUGGGAGGGGCCAUGAUCUGGUCUAUCGACAUGGAUGACUUCACUGGCAAGGGCUGUGGCCAGGGCUACUACCCUCUUGUUCAGGCUGUGAAGAAAAGCCUUGGCUCUCUAUGAAGGCUUCACCAAGAGCUGAUCAGUAAAGUGACCUUGCUGCCUACCCCAUCUCCGAGAAGCCGAGCGUGGGAUUCACCUUGCCAGAUUGUCCCGGAACUCUGUCUAAGCUUCCCUGCCUUCAUCUCAGCCUGGCUGAGUCUGGCUUCAUCUCAGCCUCCAACUGAGCCUGGCUUUGUGCUCCUGCCGAUGACUUUACUAAAGCACAAUAAGAACAUGGUUUUGCUCCAGCAAA